UCUGGCCUUCAAAAUCCCCUACUAAAACCCACUCCCUUCUUUACUCCCUACUAACCCACAUUUUUCUGCCCACUCAGAUGCCUCAUUCCAAAUGAAUUUCAACUCCAUUUUAAACCUCUCACUCCUCCUCCUUCUCCUCCGCCUCGCCGCCGCCACCGUCGGCCAUGGCUCCCUCUCUGACGCCGAAGCUCUCUAUAUCCGGCAGCGUCAGCUUCUGUACUAUCGAGAUGAGUUCGGCGACCGUGGCGAGGAAGUUACCGUCGACCCAUCUCUCGUUUUCGAAAACGAAAGGAUCAGAAACGCCUACAUUGCACUUCAAGCUUGGAAACUCGCCAUUUUGUCCGACCCACUGAAGCAAACAGCUAAUUGGGUCGGAUCUGAUGUCUGCACCUACACCGGCGUUUACUGUGCUCCCGCAUUGGACAACCCCAACAUUCGUACUGUCGCCGGCAUCGAUCUCAAUCACGGCGACAUUGCCGGAUACCUCCCCGAGGAGCUCGGUUUGCUUGUGGAUCUAGCAUUGUUCCACAUCAACUCCAACAGAUUCUGCGGCACUGUUCCUCACAAAUUCGACCGUCUCAAGUUGCUUUAUGAGUUGGAUCUCAGUAAUAAUCGGUUCGCCGGGAGGUUUCCCGAUGUGGUUCUCAGGCUUCCGAUUCUCAAGUUUUUGGAUCUGAGGUUUAACGAAUUUGAAGGCAGUGUACCCAGAGAGCUGUUUGAUAAGGAUUUAGACGCCAUUUUUAUUAACCAUAAUCGGUUUAGAUUCGAACUGCCGGAUAAUUUUGGGAACUCGCCGGUGUCGGUGAUUGUUGUGGCCAACAAUAACUUCCAUGGGUGUUUGCCUAAGAGCUUGGGCAACAUGACGAGGCUGAAUGAGAUCAUUAUGAUGAACAAUGGACUAAAUUCUUGCUUGCCGCCGGUAAUUGGGGCGUUGAAGAACUUGACAGUGUUCGAUGUUAGUUCAAAUCAGUUGGUGGGGCCAUUGCCGGAGACCUUUGGAGGGCUUGUGAGUUUGGAGCAACUCAAUGUAGCUAAUAAUUUUCUUUCUGGGAAGAUUCCGGGGAGUAUUUGUGAUUUGCCCAAGCUUCAGAACUUUACGUUCUCGAAUAACUUCUUUUCCGGUGAGCCGCCGGAGUGUUUGAGGGUUCCGGAGUUCAGUGAUCGGAGGAAUUGCUUACCGGGACGGCCAAUGCAGCGGCCAAGUGGGAAAUGUAACUCGUUUUUGUCGAACCCUGUUGAUUGUAAUGCGUUUAAAUGCGGUGGUUCUUCGUCUGUUACGCCUUCUUCUCCGUUUUCCCCUCCGGCUGUUUCGCCCUCUUCGCCUCCAUCACCGGUGGCGCCGUCGUCACCUCCGUCUUUCCCGUCACCAGUGGCGCCAUCAUCACCUCCGUCGCCGUCUCAGUCUCCGAGUACACCGACGGAACCGCCAUUGUCGCCCCAUUUUCCUCCACUAUCGCCACCGCCGUCGCCUUCAUCUCCGACUACACCUACAACUCCCUCAUCGCCGCCUCAUUUUCCAUCUCCAUCUGCUCCGUCGCCUUCAUCUCCGACUACACCUACAACCCCCUCAUCGCCACCUCAUUUUCCAUCUCCAUCUGCGCCGUCACCUUCAUCACCGCAUCAAGGUCCUUCUCCGCCGUCACUACCCUCACCUUCCUCGCCGCCUCUAGGUCAUACUCCGCCAUCUGAGCCCACACAACCAUCGCCACCUCACAGUCAUACCCCGCCUACUCCACCUUCACCAACCAAGCCCUCGCCAUCAUUACCGCCACAAGGCCACACUCCCCCUGGUCCUUCGCCGUCCGAGCCCUCACCAUCAUCGCCACCACAAGCCCAUACUCCGCAAUCUCCACCUUCACCGACCGAGCCCUCUCCUUCCUCGCCGCCAUAUGGCCACAUUUCCCCGGCUGAGCCUUCUCCACCUGGAAUAUCAGCACCGCCAUUCCCAGUUCACACUCCGCCUCCACCACAUUUCCCUGAUUUUCCUUCGCCGCCAAAUACCCAACCUCCAGUCUACUGCCCACGAUCCCCAUAUCCACCAUCCCCUCCAUCCUACUCCCCAAACCCACCUGAUUCUCACUUCACCUCCCCCCCGCCGCCGCCACCUGUUUAUUCCCCACCCCCUGUUCAUACAUCGCCGUCCCCUCUCCCCUGCACAAAACCUCCAUCUCCCCCACCAGGUGCUCACUAUUCAGAACCACCGCCUCCUCAGUCUUCAACACCGUCUUCCCCGAUCCACUACAACUCCCCACCACCACCACCACCACCACCACCGGGGCAAUAUCAAUCUCCUCCCUCACCUUCACCUCCGGUCAGCGUGUAUCCACCGCUAUCUCCCUCACCCCCACCUCCAGUGAUUUACGAAAGCCCGCCGCCGCCUCCAACUCCAGUAUACGGUGGCCCACUGCCUCCAAUCUACGGAGUUCCCUACGCCUCUCCUCCACCCCCACCCUUCUAUUAAUUAUUUAUCAUCUCUCCGGCCAAUUCUCCCAAAACUUCCCCACCUGCGAUUUCCCCCAUUGAGCUUCAUUCCUGAUCAAAUCUUCUCCCUCUGGUCAAUCCUCAUCGACCACGGAGAAACAAUAAUAGAAACGAAAAACUCCAUCAAAUGUUGAAGAAACAGAGAGGAAGAAAUUCUAUAUUUCUUUUCACAUUGCUAUGUAAUUCAUCGUUUUUUAGUCUCUGCAAUAAAAAUUAGUAGAAUUUGCAGGGGAA
This is a messenger RNA of Cucurbita moschata (crookneck pumpkin), 2715 nucleotides long. Its product is annotated as leucine-rich repeat extensin-like protein 4. Gene Ontology annotation, molecular function: protein binding. The record is from RefSeq and is a predicted model, not a curated record. The transcript has a single exon. Bases 92 to 2461 code for a protein of 789 amino acids. Lineage: Eukaryota; Viridiplantae; Streptophyta; Magnoliopsida; Cucurbitales; Cucurbitaceae.